CCGAGGAAAUGCUCACUUUCCGCCAUCGUCUUCUGCGUUGCCUGAGAACUGCAGAUUUUAUUUCACAGAAAUGGCGAGAACCUCCACUUUUCGUCUGAGAGAAACAGCGAAAAACCAGUCAUCUCGUUCCGUUUCACUGCUUCCGAAGUGCUAGGUCUUGUCCUACCUAUCAUUUUCAGGCGCAUUUAAGUGUAGCAACGGCCCCACGGCCCUUUACUCGGCUAGCGAUCCCCUGCAAUGUGUCACCAAAGCCAUGUCAGCAAACAUUAUUCUGCGCACACUCCGCAAGCGAGUAUCGGCGGGAUAUAAUAAUGACUUUGGUCAAUUUUACCACGCAGUAAAGUGCAAGGCGGUCAAUCACUGCCCAUAGAUCUUAUGCGACUAGUCCAGAAUCGACGUUAUCGAUGUUGAUCCCAGGUGAAACGCGUUGACAGGCAAAACUGGCGACCCUGCGUGAAGCCAGCAGCAAUGCACUCCCUCCCUCUUUCCUGUUCUUGUUGCAACAUUUUCACUAUCUACAAAUGUCCAGCACCAUGACAAAUCUCUAUCGGACGGUGCGUGCCAUAUGGCCGCCCGAGCCUAAAUUCUCCACCGACCAGAUCCCAGACCUGACUGGUAGGGUCACCAUCGUCACUGGCACGAACACCGGCGUGGGCAAAGAGACUGCGAAGGUGCUCCUGCAGCACAACGCCAAGGUGUACCUUGCUGCGCGGACCCGGGCCAAGGCCGAGGCUGCUAUCAAAGACCUGAAGGACGCGACAGGCAGGGACGCCAUAUUUCUAGAGCUGGAUCUUGCGAACCUUGCGUCAGUGCGCAAGGCUGCGGAAGAGUUUCUAAGCAAAGAGCGCGAGCUGCAUAUUCUCUUCAACAAUGCCGGCGUGAUGGUCCCACCGAUAGAACAGCUCACGGCAGAGGGAUAUGAUUUGCAGUUCGGCACGAACGUCCUCGGGCACUGGUACUUCACACAGCUGCUCCUGUCCGCGCUGCAAGCAGACGCAAAGAGCUCCCCUGACGGCUAUGCGCGCAUCGCAACGGCGAGUAGCCAUGGUGCGCAUGUCGCCGGGCCCAUCGACUGGAACACGCUCCGCGACCAUCCGAGCCUACAUUACCGAAUGCGGCUAACUGAGAUGCAAAAGCUCAAUGCCGUUGUCGCACACGAGUCUUCCAAGCGUUAUAAGGACAUGAGCAUCCUCUGCUUCGCCUGCGACCCCGGUGCAAUCAAAACCGAACUGAAGCGCAAUGCAAGUCCCCUUCAGCAGAAGUUCACGGACUUCACGUCACACGAGCUGUGGUACGGUACACUUACGCAGCUGUGGGUCGGGACGAUGGAGGAGGCGAUUCAGUAUAAUGGCGAGUUCAUCAUUCCAUACGCUCGCCCGGGCAAGACGCAAGCUCAGAUGUACGACCCCGAGAUUGGUAAGCGCCUGUGGUUGUACAUGGAGGAGGCGGUCAAGACCAAGUAG
Phanerochaete carnosa HHB-10118-sp is the source of this 1463-nucleotide messenger RNA. RefSeq lists its product as uncharacterized. The transcript is spliced from 7 exons. The coding region runs from base 522 to 1463 and encodes 313 amino acids. The record is from RefSeq and is a predicted model, not a curated record. NCBI's taxonomy places the organism in Eukaryota, Fungi, Basidiomycota, Agaricomycetes, Polyporales, Phanerochaetaceae.